CAGAAGAGGAGAGAAAGGGGCAGCAGAAGGAGGCCUCAGCGGGGCAAAAGGGCAGAAAAACAGCGCUCUGCCGCCGAGUCCUCGCCCUGCUCUUGAGUUUUUCGGUCGAUUAAGGCGAGGAGACGUCGUCUGGAGCGCAGUCAAGGCCGCUGUGUCGGUAUAUCGAUUGUUCUGAUCGGAUCUGAUCACGUCUGAUCAGAAUAAGAGCCUGGAAACUCUUUGUGCUCCUCCAAGCUUGGACUGGGUUGCCUAAAUGUGUCUGGAUUGACCUCCUCCAGCCCUUUCCCACCCUCUCUGCCCUGGCCGAGGAUUUCAAAACGUGUGGAGGAAACUCCGCAUUUUACCUAAGGCUUUAGGCCUUUGCUUCACAGAAAGCUUUCGGCUGCUUUUCCCACUCCAGAGCCGCCGGGAUCCGGAUAGAGAGCAAGCAAGGAGAGGGGGGGAGAGAGAGAGAGAGAGAGAGAGAGAGAGAGGAGGAGGACAGAAAGAAGAGAAAGAGAGGAGGAGGAGAGGAGUGUUACAGAGAGGCCGCUGUCUCUGGAAUGCCUUGCUCACAAUGCAGCCGCUGAGCAACGAGUCCUCUUCAGGAGCCCAGGAGGGCCGUGAUUGGCCGCUGGCCUUGUCUGGGUGGAGCUCGAGGUUAGACUUUACCUCUUCACUGGAUUGCUCAACAAGACCCCCACUCCACUGACACUCCGCCCCUUGGCCUUUGUUCUCUGCCUGUGUGGGAAUGCUGUUGGUGGACUGGUGGGACAGCGUUGGAGAUGGCCAAACUUGGGGCCUAGGGUCAGGGUCAAAGGGCAGGGGUCAACACUGUGGAGUUCACAGGUGGAUGUGGACGAGCCUAAGUUCAGCAGAGGAAGAGCAGGCGCACGUGCUGUGCAAGGCAUUAUGGGAGACAUAGUGCCUGUAUCCUAGAGUGGACCUCUGGGAUCUGAAAUCUUCCAGAUUCAGAGCCUGUAUUUCACCACCGGCUCAGUUUUACUGUCGAGAACUCCGCAGAACUUUCUAGAACUUUUUAAAAGAAUAAAUUGUUGCACAACUUAUAAAUUUUUUUUUAAAACGAUCAGAGUGAAAAAGGCAGCAUGCGCCACAUCCACGUGGAGCUGGUGCGGAAGGAGCCGGCCCAGGCCGGAGGAGACCCCGGGCUGCAGGGGGCGGGGCCAAGGCCCUUCAGCCAGGAGGAGCUGCGGCUGCAGAAGGUCUACCAGCUGUCCAUCUUCUCCCAGAGGGGGGGCUUCUCUGAGGGCCGAGCGUCGCUCAGGCCGGGCAUAAAGCGCCCCCUGCAGGACGAGGAGGACGACAAUGAUGAAGAAGAAGACUUGGAGGGGGAGGUGCUGUGUGGCGCCAGUCCCGGGUCAGAUGUGCACUUUUUACGAGACUCAGAGACACCCCGAUCUCCACGGUCGCCACGGUCACCACGGUCGCCCCCUCUCUCUCCCACUCAUACACACACUCCCCCAGUACCAGGCCGAAGACCCACCCAGCGUAACCUUGACCGCCCCGUCCCUGAUGCUUGCACCCCCCUGUCCCCAAAAUCGCCCCCCAUGCUGGACCCCCACUCUCCCCGGGGCAGCCGUCUGUGUCACAGACGUGGUCCUCUGGAAGAGGCACAGCAGGGCAACGUGGCCCAAAAGCGCCCCCUUCAGGAUGAGGAGGUGGCGGAUGAUGAGGAAUGCGAUGGAGAGGUCUCAAGAGAUUUUGAGAUGCCCCGGUCGCCGCGGUCACCAUCCCUCUCUCCCACACACGCACCCCCAGUGCCAGGCCGAAGACUCACCCAGCGUAAUCUUGACCGCCCCGUACUGGACGCUUUCGCCCCACUUUCGCCCAAAUCAUCCCCCAUGCUGGAACCCCAGGCCCUGCCUCACUCAUUUUCACCUUGGGGCAUUAGCGAGGGCAGCCCACCACCCGCUGCUCCACGGACUGAGGCGUCCACAGCAGGAGAUGACCCACCCUGGUCUGUGGAUGGGUCCAGAGAGGAGGGCUGCAGUAACUAUGACCAGCCAGGAGAGGUACCAAUGAGCACUUCCUGCACUCUAGAGCUCCAGGGACCUUCACGACCUCGGCUGACCCCAGCCGAGGCCGUCCAGUGGGGGGCGAGUCUUGAGUCUUCCCCGCCUCCUCCGGACAGGAGGGCUCACCCCUCCUCACCUCCCUCCUGGUCUAAUGGCACGAGUCCGACAGAUAGAGAGAAAAGCCCCUCUGAGACCCCUCGGGCCGUCCUGGGGGUGAAGAAGAAGCUGCUGUCCUCCAGCGAUACAGGAGAUUCGUGUUCGGAGGACGAAGGCCCAUCCACGUCGAAGCGAAGCCGCCUGGCCCUGCUGACACCCGGCCUGGGGCUCGCUGCCGGACGCAGCACCGACUCCAAGGCCGCCCCCUACUGGACACAUCUGCUGCCCACAGCAAGAGAGCAGGGCAAGAGCCCCUCGGAGUGCUCCCGCUCGUCCAGGAGACUGAAGGCCGGUUCUCGUCUCAAAUCUCGUCAGCUGCGCAGCGGCCGUCGGACGGACACCAGCCGCUCCUGCUCCAGCUCCUCCCUGGCCUCCAUCAGCAGAGCUCUGCUGGGAAACUUCGAGGAAUCGAUCCUGAAAGGCCGUUUCUCUCCCUCGGGCAGGAUCGAGGGCUUCACGGCUGAAAUCGGAGCCAGCGGCUCGUACUGCCCUCAACACGCCACUUUACCUGUGCAGGUGACCUACUACGACACGUCGGAGCACAGCGCCCCCUCGCCUUUCCUGGGUGUGAUCUCUCUGGAGCCGCUGGGAAAGAAAGGAUACAGCGUACCCAAAGCAGGGACCAUUCAAGUGACCUUAUUCAACCCCAAUAAAACUGUGGUGAAGAUGUUCCUGGUGACCUAUAACUUCGGGGACAUGCCUGUCAAUCACAUGACCUUCCUGCGUCAUCGCAUCUUCCUGGUGCCCGUGGAGGAAGGGGAGGGGUCGGGGGAGGGGCCAGAGAGCUCUGCCUCCGACAGGAAGAAGAUUCUUUGCUACCUGAUGCACCUGAGAUUCCAGAGCUCCAAAUCUGGAAAAAUUUACUUGCACAAUGAUAUCCGGCUGCUAUUCUCCCGCAAAUCCAUUGAGGUGGACACGGGGAUUCCUUAUGAGUUGAAAUCUUUCACCGAGGUGCCAAGAAACCCCAAAUACUCUCCCCGAGUGUGACAACCCCCCUCCCCAGCCCCACCUCCCAAAAAAAAAAAAAAAAGCCCAUGAUGCAAAAAGAGAGGUGGGC
Pygocentrus nattereri (red-bellied piranha) is the source of this 3228-nucleotide messenger RNA. Its product is annotated as protein FAM214B-like. Lineage: Eukaryota; Metazoa; Chordata; Actinopteri; Characiformes; Serrasalmidae. Bases 1086 to 3158 code for a protein of 690 amino acids. The transcript is spliced from 14 exons. The record is from RefSeq and is a predicted model, not a curated record.